AUGGAUCAGUUUGUGGAUUCAGAAAGAGCUAAUCUGAUAACCGAAAAUAAAGCGAGGAUGUACACGUUGCGCCUGAAAAGCCCCUUUUCCAGUUCAAAAGAGGUCUACCCAAAUUACCCAUUUGACAAUGGAACCAACGGCAACUCUAUCGAAUUGGAAAGAUAUGUAAGUCAACACUGUCACAGCAGAUCCACAUCAGACGCUGAAAACAGAGAAAAGCUACAAGCAAGAAGGAAACUUUACAUUGCUGCUAUUAUUUGUCUGAUAUUUAUGGUUGGAGAAGUUAUCGGAGGCUACUUUGCUCACAGUUUAGCCAUCAUGACUGAUGCAGCUCACUUACUGACAGAUUUUGGCAGCAUGCUGGUUAGCCUUUUUUCUCUUUGGAUUUCUACACGACCAGCAACAAAAACUAUGAACUUUGGUUGGCAUAGGUCAGAGAUUCUGGGAGCUUUUCUCUCUGUGCUGUCAAUCUGGGCAGUGACAGCAGUGCUGGUCUACCUUGCUAUACAGCGACUGAUCAGCAAAGACUUUGAAAUUGAAAGCCAUGUAAUGCUUAUCACAUCUGGGUGUGCUAUAGGAGUCAAUAUCAUAAUGGCUGUCAUACUCCAUCAAUCAAACCCUUUCCACAGCCAUAGCCAUCACUAUGCAGCUGGUUAUGAGGAGUUAGAAAACAACAGAGUUGAGGAGAACUCUUCUCAGGCAAACCAGCUGGGAAACACCAGUGUGAGAGCAGCCUUCAUACAUGUCAUUGGAGAUUUGUUCCAGAGCAUCGGAGUGUUUGUGGCAGCCACUGUCAUCUUCUUUAAGCCCGCUUAUAAAAUUGCAGAUCCUAUCUCUACAUUCUUCUUUUCUGUUUUCGUUCUGGGUACGACAAUCACUAUUUUAAGGGAUGUGUUCCGUGUACUGAUGGAAGGUACCCCUAAAGGUUUGGACUUUAAUUCAGUGAAGGAAGUUCUUCUUUCUGUUAGAGGAGUGAAAGCUGUUCACAAUCUCCAGCUCUGGGCUCUGACACUGAACCAGCCUCUGCUAUCUGUUCAUAUUGCUAUAGAAAAGAAUGUGGAUACUCAAGCUGUGCUGAAGGAUGCCACGGAAAUCCUUCGAAGCAAGUUUUCCUUCCACACCACAACAAUCCAAGUUGAAAAGUUCUCAGAGGAUAUGUUAGACUGCAGCCAGUGUCGAGAUCCAAAAGACUGA
Messenger RNA from Hypanus sabinus (Atlantic stingray), 1194 nucleotides. RefSeq names its product solute carrier family 30 member 2 (gene slc30a2). Gene Ontology annotation, cellular component: plasma membrane. The record is from RefSeq and is a predicted model, not a curated record. The transcript has 8 exons. Gene Ontology annotation, molecular function: zinc ion transmembrane transporter activity. NCBI's taxonomy places the organism in Eukaryota, Metazoa, Chordata, Chondrichthyes, Myliobatiformes, Dasyatidae. The coding region runs from base 1 to 1194 and encodes 397 amino acids. Gene Ontology annotation, biological process: response to zinc ion; zinc ion transmembrane transport.